GAUGACACUCGUACUCGUACGUACUAAAUGGUACGUACUGACGGUAUGGUCCCGGAACGGUUGGCCAGAGCCCUCCCUCUCGAUUGUUGACACCGUUGUCGGCUUGGUGUCUCGGAUACGAACAUAACUGCGCUUCCCGAACAGCUUGCGCAUCCCGGGCGGAACAAGACCCACCGCGUCCACCAACCACAACGCGAGAUGGCGGAAGGGGAAGAGGCCCCCGUCAGAAACGCAAACGAGAUCCACGGGAAGGGGGUUCCCGAAACCGAACGAGUUCCCCCCGCGGAAAGGAGGUCCUGCCUCGCCCUGGUGGAGGCCGUCGCCACCACCGGCGGAGGCGGCGGGCUCCCCGGGGGCCGCCGGAAGGUCCGGCUCGAGCUGCCCCCCCGUUUGCCGCCCGGACAGCGGGGGGAGGACGACGACCGCGAUUGGCUGGAAGGGGUGGACCGGACCCUCGCGGGGGCCCUGGGGAUCACCGGGUGCGGGACGAUCGAGCUGUACGACCCGGGGACGCAAGCCUUCCGUAGGCUGGACCGCAUCGACGAGAUUCCUUCUUCCUGCUGCCGCCUCCGCGUCGCGGAGACCGUACCGGAAGGACCGAUUUCCAGCACCGGGGAUGGGGGAUUCCUGGCCCUGCCCUGGCGCGAGUUCUCCGGUGACAUCGACCAGGACGGCCGGUUCGUUCUGGGAGACCAUUCGAUCGUGGUCCAAGAGGAGUCCAAUUCCGGCCUGGGGACCGGGACCAACCUCUGGGACGGGGCCGUCGCCCUGGCAAGCUUCCUCGGGCACCACCAAGGGACGGCUCGGAGCAACAAGGACAAGGACAACGACCGAGACCCCUCCCUCUCGGUAGAAGGCAAGCGGGUCCUGGAGCUCGGCGCGGGGACCGGCCUGGUGGGGAUUGCCGCCCAUCUGGCACUCGGGGCGAGCCGCGUGCUGGUGACGGACCUGGAGUAUUCCAUGGCCAACCUGGAGGCCAACCUCUCCGCGAACCGGUGCCACCGCACCAGCGCAGAACGCAGGGAUUCCACGAUCGACGCCCGGGUCCUGGAUUGGUGCGACCCUUCGUCGUGCGAAACGGCCCUGUCCAUCUGGAACGAGUCCGGAGGGGCGCACUCGCACUCGCCUCCGCCCCCGGACGUGGUGCUCGCCGCCGACGUGGUGUGGGUCGACUUUCUGGUCCCCCCGCUGGUGGAAACCCUCCGGCGCGUCUGCACUUGGGGGGGCACGGGGUCCGACACUGACCCCCCGCUCGAGUGCUGGCCACCGGUGGUGCUCCUGUCCUACCAGCGUCGGAGCCAGGUGGUCGAAGACCUCCUGUUCCAGAGCCUCCGGGAAGCCUCCUUUCGGACAGAGGACGUUACCAUCCCGGAACUAGCCUCCUCCAAGAUCCGUAUCUAUCGCAUCACCUACCAGCACCAGGGCGUGCUGUAGUGCGUGCCAUGCCAUGCCAUGCCAUACCGUGGCAUGCCACGCAACGCGAGCUCCGCGGUGCGACGUCGUUUGAGAGAUCUAGCGAUGUUUUUUCUUCUUUUUGAGCAAUGCGAACUCACGCCAUAGGAAUAAAGCAACAAUACCUAA
Pseudo-nitzschia multistriata is the source of this 1581-nucleotide messenger RNA. Lineage: Eukaryota; Bacillariophyta; Bacillariophyceae; Bacillariales; Bacillariaceae. The record is from the annotation of a GenBank genome assembly.